AGGUGUUUGCAAAUGGCGGUCAGUGGGACUUGUAAACAGAAAAGGUGCAACCUGCUGGCAGCAUGGACAAUAACCAGGUUGAUAUGUCACCAGACAGGACAACCUCUUCUCACCUUAUUCAGACUGCAAUUAACAUGACAUCAGGAGCCAUGGGUGGCGUUGCAUGUGUAUUUAGUGGACAGCCCUUUGACACUGCGAAGGUGAAAAUGCAGACCUUCCCAUCAAUGUAUCGGGGAUUUUUUGAUUGUGCAAUUCGUACAUAUAAAGUGGACGGGUUUCGUGGCUUAUAUCAUGGUACAAUCCCUGCUCUGGUGGCAAACGUGGGCGAAAACGCCGUCCUCUUUGCGUGUUAUGGCUUCUGUCAGGAUAUUGUUGCCUAUAGCAUGGGAAUUCAACAUGCCUCACAACUCAGUAAUUUUCAGAAGGCCACCGCAGGGUCCCUGGCCGCAAUAUUCUCCUCCCUGGUGCUUUGUCCCACAGAACUGGUGAAGUGCCGUAUACAGACUCAACAUGAAAUGCGCUUGUUGGGCAACAAAGACAUACCAAGGAGAAGCACACCAUGGUCCGUUGUCCACUCUAUCAUAAACACGGAGGGCGUGCCUGGCCUCUUUCGCGGUCUCAGCAGCACGUGGUUACGAGAGAUUCCAGGAUAUUUCUUCUUUUUUGGUGGUUACGAGUUGAGUAAUACUAUCCUUAACAGAAACAGCAAAGAGCCUCCGGGUGCGCUGAUGGUCACAGUAAGCGGCGGUGUAGGAGGAGCCUGUUUCUGGCUUGCCGUAUAUCCAGUAGAUUCUGUAAAAUCAAGAAUUCAAGUUCUAUCUACAGGAAAACACUCAGCGGGUUUCAUCCUGUCUUUGCUGCAUAUUUUCAGGACUGAAGGGUUUUUCACUCUAUACGCUGGGCUGAUGCCCACCGUGGUCCGAGCUUUCCCGUCCAAUGCUGCCUUGUUCCUUGCCUAUGAGAUUACGAAGAGGAACCUGACAUCUUACUCACAUAGCUGUAGCUGAGA
Messenger RNA from Pelobates fuscus (common spadefoot toad), 1009 nucleotides. Its product is annotated as mitochondrial ornithine transporter 1-like. The coding region runs from base 63 to 1007 and encodes 314 amino acids. Gene Ontology annotation, molecular function: L-ornithine transmembrane transporter activity. The transcript has 6 exons. NCBI's taxonomy places the organism in Eukaryota, Metazoa, Chordata, Amphibia, Anura, Pelobatidae. Gene Ontology annotation, cellular component: mitochondrion. The record is from RefSeq and is a predicted model, not a curated record. Gene Ontology annotation, biological process: mitochondrial L-ornithine transmembrane transport.